Dendronephthya gigantea is the source of this 3526-nucleotide messenger RNA. RefSeq lists its product as uncharacterized. The record is from RefSeq and is a predicted model, not a curated record. The transcript is spliced from 3 exons. NCBI's taxonomy places the organism in Eukaryota, Metazoa, Cnidaria, Anthozoa, Malacalcyonacea, Nephtheidae. The coding region runs from base 1987 to 3075 and encodes 362 amino acids.
UUUUGUCUAUUUAGGCAGUUGUUAUACCACAUUUGAUGCUAAGUUAUUACAUCAAUGGUUGCACAAAGUCAAAGAUAUGGCUUUUUUAUUCAUUUGAUAUUUUAUUUUAUUAUUGAUUUUAUUGAUAAGAUCGAGAUAUCAUUCUUGCCACAAGAACAUACAAUCCAUAUCCUUCCACAGCUGUGUAUAAUGUUCUGUUUAUUAUGUGGACUUGCAUAACGUAAGCUAUAGAAGCAAAAGAAAGAGGGAAAUUUUUUUGUUUACGUAUAUGUCACUCUAAGCGCACUAUAAUGAGUCCACAUUCAGCAUUUUCAAAAUAACGAUUCACAUAUGUCCAGCUGUAAAAUAUAAAUUAUUUCGUUACAAGUGAAAGGUACAAUACAAAAGAACUACUUCGUUGCAAGUAAAUAUACUUCAUUGGGUUAAAAGCGGUUGAAAAAAGCGCUAUCCGUAUCUUUACAAUCAGCAUUAUUUAUAUGUGAAUAUAUCUAUAUAAGAGAGAAAAAAAUGCAGUAAAUUCGCCCUUCAAAGAAGCACAGGUAUCUAGGACAUAAUAACUAUGCUAGGACCAAGUAAAUAAAAGACAGGAGUCGUAUUCGUUUUAAAAUAGUCGUUUAACCAUUUUUUGCCUGACUCAAAGACGUAUUUGAAUUGAGCCUAGAGGGGUUAAAAAAACAAAUUCAUGCCUCAUGCCUCAGCAUGUAAUAUUUAUUUAAAUCAUUAAAAAAGGUAUUGUUUGAACAAGUUGCCUUGUUAAAAAUCAACAAUGAAACCAGCAGAGUAAGUGAAUAAAAGCUUUGUCAAAGGCAAAGCCUUCGUUUACAGGAAGCAGUCAAUGUAAUGUUUGAAAUAGAUUGUAAUAAAAAACUUGGAUGUUCGUAUAGGCACGAAUAUUUUUGCCUCACUAAGGGCUAUUUGAAAUGAACUUUGAAGAGAAAAAAAAAACAAAGUAAUGCCCACACAAAACAUUAAGUGUAUUAAAAUAACAAUGAUUGGUUUUUAAGUGGUUUUUGAAACGAAACUAACAAGCAGCUGGAAGUUUAUUUCGAAUUGGGCUUAAAAUACACUUAAACUUAUAAGCUGAAAUUCCAUUCUAUCCCGGCAAAGUCUGGCAAACUCUUAAUUUAGUUGACAAAAUACACCGUAAUCUUUGCUAGUAUGCUUUCUUAUCUUCACGCGAACCCUCGUUUUUUGUCAUCUGAUUCAUUGGAGAAAAAUCCAAAAUUGCAAUUAGAUGGCUUGUUCAACAAAGCAGCAUGGGGGUAACUAGGGCUAAGGUAAUGAAACAAGAUACUUUGAGAUAUUUGUUGGUUGGUUAGUCAUGUCGUGGAAGAAAGCAAUGCAGUACCCUUUAGUUUUCUAGAAACACACGCAAACAACUUUAAGAAUAAAGGUUGCAUGCUCAGUUGAAUACAGUAACCAUUCAUAAUGCAGUAUAACUGAGCAGGGAACUCUCAACGAGUUGGUAAAGAGCAAAAUAUUCAUCUUUGCUUUUCGAUCAAAAAUCAUGAAGAGAAACUAUCUAUAGGCUAGAGCUAUGUAUCGUCUCAAAUAAAAAAAGCAAGGUUAUUUAUUGCUUUGAAUAAACUAUAUGUGCAUUGUCGUAAAAAGAAUUGCCAGAAUUCAUCACUGUUUAAUCGAAAGUACCGUGACUAUUUUUAGUGCACAUACACGUAUAUAAAUAAUAUAUUGCCACGUCCUCGUCAGGGGAAAGCCCAGUACGGGCAGUAGGUAUAUUGGCAUUAUUAUCUACCUUGGCCUUGGCAGUCUUUCAACAACAUGCGAUUACACCACUUCCUUUGGUAUGGACUAACAUGCAUGCCUCAGCAGGCUCCAUAUAAAUAGUGACUGACAAUUCAGUCGGUGAAAAUAAUGUGUGGACUAAAACGAAAGGGAAAACCCCUCUCGCUGCUCACAUAUGAAUAAAAUCCCGCCAGUGGGCCUCUCAGUUUGGUUCGACGUUUUGUAUCGACGCAGUUCUUCGUGAUGUCUCUGAGAAACAGUUUAAAUGAUGACAUUUGGAAAGAUAUCUCGGAACUCAAUGACAAGAAGCAAAGAGAAUUACUAAAAUGGCAUUUACAAGCCAGACAACCGAUCUGCAAAUUCGCAGACAUGCACGCUGGUGAUCAUUUGAUCAAGAAAAAAUCCGUCUCCGGAAAGGUGUUGUAUUACCACCAUUUUCUCUGCACUGGAUCGGAAGGAGAAAGCCGGCCAACAAUCAUUCACUACUCUAACACUGCAAACAACGCGUUUCGACAGGCUUUUAGUACGUUUUCUUUCGGUUCUGGGUCUGCUCUUGGACAAUUAGGCAUUGUUCAAGAAAUUACAUUACCGCAUAAAGAUUUUAUCGAAAGCGAAAGUGAGCUUAUAGAGAAAGGAGCAGAAGUCGAAAGAGUUGUCUGGCCUGAGGAACUGAGACGCUUUCCUUCGAAAGAGGUCAUUGAACGGGCUAGAGAAAGAAAGGAUGAAAAGUACUAUAAUUUAGCAAAAAAUAAUUGCGAGUCCUUUGUGAUGUGGUGUUUAUGUGAUUGGAAUAUCAGUCUUCAAUCCACCACAAUGGUUCUUUCCCUCGUGGAGAUUGCAGGCGGGCUUGCCAGGACAGGAUUUCAAGGAUUACAACAAGUCCCGAAAGUGGUCACGGAAUGUGUGGAAAAAAAGCUUGCUCGCACCGCCUUCGGGAAUUGGAUUGGCAUAAAAGGAGCCGAUGGCAUUUCAGGGCUUGGCUCAAUCUUCGGCGUGGCUUCCACAUUAGUUUUUGAAAUCGGUAAUGCAGUCUAUAGCAUUUAUGAAGCCAAACAGAAGUGGAAUGAAGGCAAUUUGAUCAAAACUAGAGAGGACUUUAUCAAGGAAGUCAUAGAUACAGUCUUGUUAGCUUCAUCUCGCUCGGGUUCAAGUAUUGUAGGGAUGUUUCUUGGGCAGUGUAUCAUCCCAAUACCAUUUGUCGGCAGUUUCAUUGGCCUGUUGAUUGGAAACCUCUUUGGGCAUUUUGCUGGAAAGGGACUCGCCGAGACCUGUACAAAGUAUCUCGCAUCUGCUGUUGAUAAUCAUACGGGAGGGACUAAAAAACUGGAUUAAUUUGGAACACGGCGACUUUUUGAGCGUUUUUACCUUCGUUUCUGUAUCAAAAAUGGUUUCAAACACCGCCAGAAGUUAAAGCUAAUUCAACAUAUCGCAUGAGGAUUUUUUUUCAUCGGAUCGUGUGGAAGGGCAUAAAAACGAUAAACUAUAGGCGAAAACGAGUUUGAAAACGCUCAAAAACGACGCUCGUGUGCACAUAGCUUGAAUAGCAUGAAUGGUAAAUUUUGCACUAUCACUAUGGUAGAUGUACAAUUCUUGAAUUGAUAUUUAAUAAGGUUUAUUACCCUUGUAAAUAAAAGUAUAUAUGAUUUGUCUGACAUUGUAAUAAACUUUAAAAACGGGGAUGAAUAUGGAAUAAAAUAACAAAAACGCAGUUGUGAGAUUAAUUAUUUGCCUUAAAAAAGGUUGUCCAAUGCAUGGCAUGUAACAGCUAAUUGGUUCAUAUUCC